Molecule: messenger RNA, 1401 nt
Organism: Torulaspora delbrueckii
Lineage: Eukaryota; Fungi; Ascomycota; Saccharomycetes; Saccharomycetales; Saccharomycetaceae
Gene: SMF3
Product: putative divalent metal ion transporter SMF3
Exons: 1
Coding region: 1-1401 (466 amino acids)
Biological process (GO): intracellular manganese ion homeostasis; iron ion transport
Cellular component (GO): plasma membrane
Molecular function (GO): cadmium ion transmembrane transporter activity; manganese ion transmembrane transporter activity
Source: RefSeq, a predicted model, not a curated record
AUGGUGGGCGUAUUACAGGUUUUACGAAAGUUUGCAACCUUCAUAGGUCCUGGUAUCUUGGUUAGUGUGGCCUAUAUGGACCCUGGUAACUAUUCGACUAGUGUUUCUGGAGGUGCGCAAUUCAAGUAUACUUUACUGUUUUCAGUGUUCGUUUCCAACAUCUUCGCUGUACUGUUGCAAUGUCUUUGUGUCAAGUUGGGUAUUGUCACUGGUUAUGAUCUGGCAGAAAACUGUCGUCGACAUUUGCCCAGGAAGUUAAAUCUGAUGAUUUAUUUCUUUGCGGAACUGGCAAUCAUUGCCACUGACCUUGCUGAAGUUGUUGGGACUGCUGUUGCAUUACAAAUCUUGUUUGGUAUACCUCUGAUAUAUGGUGUCUUGCUAACAGUGCUUGAUGUUCUCAUAAUUUUGAUGUUUUAUCAACAGAAUGGGGCCUCCAUGAAGAAAGUGAGAGCAUUCGAACUGUUUGUUAGUGUUUUAGUUGCUGCCACAGUCGUUUGCUUCGUACUCGAGUUAUGCGAGAUCUCGGUGCCAGAUAAAUUACAGUUACUAAAAGGUUUCCUUCCAUCUAAAAUAAUUUUCGAAGAUCAACAAGCGUUAUACAUUUCGUUGGGGAUUCUGGGGGCUACUGUGAUGCCUCAUUCUUUGUACUUGGGCUCAUCACUGGUUAAGCCUCGUUUACAGGAAUUCGACAUCAAAGAGUAUGGUAGAGUUGAUACUCGUCCAAGUUUGAAGGCAAUUAAAUAUAACUUGAAUUAUACCUACGCGGAACUGAUAAUCUCAUUACUACUCAUUGCUACUUUUGUCAAUUCUGCUAUACUGAUCGUCGCGGGAGCAACAUUAUACGGGCAACCUGAUGCUGAAGACGCUGAUCUCUUGUCCAUCUACAAGUUAUUGGUUCAUUAUAUUUCUCCUGCCGCCGGGUUAAUCUUUGCACUAGCGAUGAUCUUCUCGGGUCAAUCUGCCGGUAUUAUUUGUACCGUGGCUGGUCAAAUUGUCUCUGAGGGAUUCCUAGAAUGGUCACUUCCUCCAUGGGCCACUAGACUGUGUACAAGACUGCUUGCCAUCAUUCCAUGUUUGUUUGUUACAUUGGGUAUGGGCGAACGGGGUAUUUCAAAUGUCCUGAAUUUAUCACAAGUCGUGCUUUCGUUGAUUCUACCGAUUGUGUCGGCUCCGCUCAUCUAUUUCACCGCCAAUAAGAAGAUCAUGACUGUGCAUGACAUUCAUGGAGAAGCUGAAGAAGAAGAUGAGAACACGCCCUUGACCAUGGCCAGCAAAAAAUGCGUCGAUUAUACCAAUAGCACUUGGUUGACUGCUGCAGCGUUCAUAGUUUGGGCAUUAAUUGGUGGACUAAACUGCUACCUCGUAGUAAGUUUCAUGCUUGGAGCAGAAGUUCAUUUCUAA